GUGGCCUGAAACGCCUUGUUUGUCCUUCUACAGCCACCGUAGCCGCGGCCGGGUACCGAACCUGAAUGUAAUGUUGCUUAGUGAAGCGAGUAACGCGGUGCGGAAGGAGGUUUGUUUAAUGCUGCAGAGGCGGAUGAGAUGUCGUCGUAGAUGUAAACUACGUUCGGAGGCGACUUUUCCUAGACGAUUUUGUAAACUUUUUCAAUGAUGAUGAUUCAAAGUGAACAGUUUAACACAAGAAGGUCAGAGAAACAAGUGGACUGAAUUUACGCCAUUUUCCAACUUCAAAACUUAAAUUGCUUUCUGUUUGACACCAUGGGGAGUGGUGUGACUCCAGCUCUUUUAUGGCUUCAGGAAACUGCAAGCCUUUCUCUUAUACGGGUACGCCGCACCCUCCUACAGGCUGCCAUCUUGGUAUGUGUGCUGGUUCUACUUCUGUGGGUGUCAGUCUUUCUGUAUGGAAGCUUCUACUACUCUUACAUGCCCACUGUGAGCUACACUACACCUGUCCAUUAUGCCUACAGGACAGAUUGUGAAAUUUCUCGAUCAGACUUGUGUUCCUUUCCUUUUGCCAACAUCUCUUUGAUAAAGAAUGGAGGAGACAAGGUAAUGAUUUAUGGUCAGCCCUAUCGAAUCUCACUUGAGCUAGAAAUGCCAGAGUCCCCAGUGAACCAGGAUCUGGGUAUGUUCAUGGUGAAGAUAUCCUGCUACACUAAUGGAGGUCAGGUCAUCUCAUCAACUUCACGAUCGGCAAUGCUUCACUACAAGUCCAACCUUCUACAGACUCUGGAUACUCUGGUCUUCUCACCCUUUCUUCUCUCAGGAAUGUCUGAACAGAAGCAAAUUGUGGAGGUGGAACUAUUUUCAGAUUACAGGGAGAAUUCGUAUGUGUCAACUACUGGAGUGUUAUUAGAGAUCCAGACCCGACGUAUCCAGAUCUAUUCGGCUCAGCUGAGGAUUCAUGCCCAUUUCACUGGAGUGCGGUACCUGCUGUACAAUUUCCCAGUCACCUCUGCUGUUAUUGGUGUGGCCAGUAACUUUAUCUUCCUUACUGUCAUCGUCUUAUUCAGCUACCUUCAGUUCAUGUGGGGAGGAAUCUGGCCACUGGAGCAGCGUAGGGCACAGAUGAGUACUGCCGAGAGGUUGCAACAGCAGCAGAGAAGAGGAGAUGACAGACAUAGGACAGAGCCAUCAAGAAACCGCACUCGUGUCUGUGAAAUUGGCACAAGUGAGGCUGCCUCACAACUUGAUGAAGGGUGUCUUGAGCCAUCUAUCCAGGAUCAAGUUAAUGAAGCAGAAAAAACUGAUGCUGAAAAUGAAGAUGUACCUGAAACUAUUAGUUCCCUUAUAGAAUCACAUAACAUGAAUGAUCAUGAAAAUGACAGUUCAGCUAUAGAAUCUUCCUCUGAAGAACCCCCCUGUUAUGCUGGAUUCUAGCCUCUUGGAAGAAGAGAAUGAAGAGUCUCCAACAUAUACCACAGAUACAAUGCAAAUCCCAGCACCAGAGUCUUCUCUUUUAAGGCAUCGGCAUGGACCCUGCAUGAGCUCAUAAACUUGGUGCCAUAUGGAGCCAUAAAUAACACUAUUUUGUCUGGCCUGCACACUUUUUUCUUUUCCCCUUUAUGUAUUUUGCUACUUAACAGCAAUUUGUUGAGACUGUGUAGUGCCUAACUGCAACUGUAUCUGGAAAAGGAGAAUGUGGGGCCCAGUUGAAGCCACUGAGAGACAUUGUACUUCCACUGUUAAGUAUGUAGAGAUUGGUUCCUUGAGCUCUCCUUACUGGUUAGGUAACAUUAUCUUAGUGAAAUCUCAUUUUGGCAAAGUUAAAGGUAUUGCAUGAAAGAGUCUAUGCACUUAAGGGGAGAUAAGAAGUAGAAAUUGAAAUGGCCUGUAGAUGGCAGUGCUGCUGUUCUGUUGAUUUGUGUGAAGAAAAUGCUUUGCAUGUGUGCUGCCUUUAGUGAAGUGGUGGCUAGCUUAGAGCGAGAGCUUCGUUUUGUGCCUUUCUUUGCUGGACUGAGCACAACUGGACCUGAGCUGUAAAUAAGAAGUAUAUGGACAACUUAAGUAGAGUGUAACCACUGAAUGUAGUUUCCUUACUGAUCACGAAAUACUUGAAAACACCUGUAGGCUGAAAUUUGUCUUACAGAAAUCCAAGGACCACAGCAGAUUGUGCAAAGGAGCAUUUUGUGUAUUUACUUCUGACUAUUUGAGCAGUGUGGUCAGUCAGAAUUGUGGAAAAGUGCAUUUGAUUUCACACGGACUUAGUAAAGUUGAAUUGUGCCAUUUAGACCAAUAGAACCGUUUUUUAUUCAAAAUCUUUUUUUGCCGAAGACUUUUAUUUUUUUAUUUACAUAUCCAGUAUUAACUGAUCACAAUGAGGAUCUAGUUUAACACUCCACCAGUCUAAGAUUCUUUAUAUACUCACAGCUAUCACCAGUCAUUAAAGUGGAGCAGAAGAGCAGUGCCUUGAGCCCAGAUUUCAUUUUGCCUGUAAAUGGUGGAAAAAGCCAUUUUAAGUUACUUUUUUUUUUAAUAUAAUUGUUCAUAAUUCCUGUUUUAUAGUAUGAAAAAAUAAAUGCUCAUCAAAGUUUUGGAAACAGUUAUAACUCAUUAGGCUGCAAUCAUUCUUUUAAUGUUGUACAUGUAGAUAUUCUGUACCAGGGCCUCCAGCUCACAAAUAUCCCUUAUAGUUGCAUAUCCUAAAGGAGAAGACACUACUUGGUCUCUCCAGUAAAAAGUAUUUUGUUCUUGUCCUGUUAUUUCUUUUCAAGGAACAUCAUGUCAAUUUUAAGAGCUUAAAUAAUUCCAGUGUUGUGUAGUGCAAAGUAUGGGCACUGCCCAGAGGACUGGUGGCCUUUACAUGAAGCUGCCUUUGUAGAUUCCCAUAUAUAAACUUCACAGAAGAAUCAUUGCAGAUGCUAUUGUGGGAUUUGAUUGCUUACUAGUGACCAGGGCAAAGUUGUUACGUCGUUUCUUUUGUGUAUUGCUUAUGUUUUUCUCUUUAAGAAAGUUUAUAUGUGUAUGUGUUUGAAACUAAAUUUUGAAUUAAUUAUAUGUGCUAAAAAAGUAAGGUAUCCCUUUGUAAAGAUCACAGUUGAAAUUUAUAUGUUCAUUUUAACCUUGCCACUUUAACUCUGUUGUAGACAUUGCACCUGAUUUUAUUUUCUAGAGACAGUUUGUUUUGUCUUCUAAAUGUGACAGACGUCAGACUUAGUAAGUAGAUACAGGGAUGAUGCAUCAACUGUCGGUGUCCUUAUGGGUUUUUCCUAAACCACAACUAAGUGUAUGGCUACUGCUGAAAUAGUACCUAAUGGUGAACAGUCAAAUCUGCAGCUAUUUGUGGUGGCAAAUAGUAUGUAAAAUGAUGCAAACCAUGAACUGAAUGUCUAUAAAAACAACGCAAAAAGUGCACUACAAGUGAUCUUAAGCCUGUUUUGUAUUAAUAUAACUUACAUUUUAAACCCUAAAAAUUAAUGUAGUCUUCUGAAUAGUUACACAGGCCACAUCUAAUUCAGCACUAACAAUGGCUGCUGCAAUCACUGAUCUUGUAAUUUAAGAUGAAUGGUGUAGGUAAAUAAAAAUAAAAAAAAGGGAAA
Erpetoichthys calabaricus (reedfish) is the source of this 3596-nucleotide messenger RNA. RefSeq names its product BSCL2 lipid droplet biogenesis associated, seipin (gene bscl2). The transcript is spliced from 11 exons. NCBI's taxonomy places the organism in Eukaryota, Metazoa, Chordata, Cladistia, Polypteriformes, Polypteridae. Gene Ontology annotation, cellular component: endoplasmic reticulum membrane. Gene Ontology annotation, biological process: lipid droplet organization; lipid storage. The coding region runs from base 316 to 1437 and encodes 373 amino acids. The record is from RefSeq and is a predicted model, not a curated record.